Molecule: messenger RNA, 1882 nt
Organism: Triticum aestivum (bread wheat)
Lineage: Eukaryota; Viridiplantae; Streptophyta; Magnoliopsida; Poales; Poaceae
Product: L-type lectin-domain containing receptor kinase IX.1-like
Exons: 3
Coding region: 1-1830 (609 amino acids)
Biological process (GO): protein phosphorylation
Molecular function (GO): protein kinase activity; ATP binding
Source: RefSeq, a predicted model, not a curated record
AUGGCCCCUUGGCGCCUCCACCCUGAACUGCUCCUGGCAGUGGCCGCUCUUUUUGCUGCGUCUGCUGCUGCUGACUACACCCCUCGUGAUACAGCGUCCGUCUGCUCACCGAAGAGGAACUACACCGACGGCAGCCAGUACGAGAUCAACCUCGACCAACUCCUCCACGGCCUCCAUGACGGCGCGGUCGGGAAUGGCGGCUUCUUCGAGACCAGUCGCGGCAUUUACCCCGACAAGGUAUACGGCCAAGCCAUGUGCUACGCCGACUGUGAGUGGACAAAGUGCCAGCUCUGCUUGCAGGUGGCACCGUCCUACGUGAUGAUCAAAGGCUGUCCCUACAGUCGGCAGGCCGCCAUCAUGUACGACUGUUGCUACCAGCGCUACUCAGACAGGAAAUUCUCCGGCCACGCCGACUUGUUCGGCAAUGGGUUCGACUACAUAGACGGUAGGAGCUAUGCGGAUGCCAUGAACGAGACGAGGUGGAAGCUGGUAACCCAGCUCAUGGCCGAGGCCGCCGGGUCGGCACUGCGGUUCGCCACCGGUAGCCAGACAUACGUGGACUCGCAUGGCGAUUCCCAGGUGAUGUACGGCCUGGUGCAGUGCUCCAGAGACUUGUCGGCGACCGACUGCACCGACUGCCUUAAUAACAUCGCACAAGCGAGCAUGAUCCGGAACGCCACCAUUGCUAACUACAGAAGGUACGGCUGCUACAUCACCUACACACCCAAUGCUAUCGACAUCCGGUCAUCUGCAGGUCAACCUCCAAAUCUUUUGCUGAAUCUCAAUUUUCAGCCGUGGGUGUAUCAAGAAGACGACGAGGCCAUGGAGAACGAGUUCAUGAAAGGGACUGGACCUAGGCAAUUCCGCUACCGUGAGUUGGCAGCUGCGACCGACAACUUCUCGGAGGACAAGAAGUUUGGGGAAGGCGGGUUUGGCUCGGUGUACAGAGGGUUCUUGAAGGACUUGAGACUUGAGGUGGCUAUCAAGAGAGUGUCCAAGGGCUCCAAGCAGGGGAGGAAGGAGUACGCCUCUGAGGUGAGGGUCAUAAGCCGGCUUCGGCACCGUAACCUGGUGCAGAUCGUUGGCUGGUGCCACGCCAGAGAGCAGCUCCUCCUGGUCUAUGAGCUGAUGCCCAACAGCAGCCUCGACGUUCACCUUCACCGUGCAGACAAUGUGUUGUGGUGGCCAGUCAGGCAUAAGAUCCUGCUGGGGAUCGGCUCCGCGCUUCUCUACCUACAUGAGGAAUGGGAGCAGUGCGUUCUGCACAGGGACAUCAAGACGAGCAACGUGAUGUUGGACGCGUCAUUCAACGCUAAGCUUGGCGACUUCGGGCUCGCCAGGCUUGUCGACCACGAUAGAGGGUCGCACACGACGGAGCUCGCCGGCACGCUGGGGUACAUGGACCCAGAGUGCACCAUCACCGGGAGAUCCAGCACCGAGUCGGACGUCUACAGUUUCGGCGUCGUGCUGCUCGAGAUCGCGUGUGGACGGAGGCCCACCGCGGCUCGGCCGGACGGCACACUGAUCCACCUGGCGCAGCGGGUAUCAGAGUUGUAUGGCCAAGGGAGGAUCCUCGACGCAGCCGACGCACGGCUGGAUGGGAACUUCGACCCGCAGGAGAUGGAGCGCGUGCUAGCCGUCGGCCUCUGGUGCGCGUGCCACAACCGGGACCUAAGGCCGUCCAUAAGGCAGGCCAUCAACGUGCUACGGUUGGAGGUGCCGCUUCCCGACAGGAUUCCGCCGGUUGGCCAUGCGGCCGGCCCUCUUCCCAUGCCAGACUCUGAUACGGGUCACAGCUCUAGCACCAGCACUGCUCAACAGCCAAUAUAAUGGCAGUGUGGUGUGUGGGCUCGAUUGCAACGGCACGCUAGUUCUAGCCUGG